AUGACUACAAAUCCCGUUGUAACUAGCCUCCUGUUAACUAUCAACGAGAUAUCCCAACGCCAGGACACAACAAUGCGUUUUGUUGAGCGGAUAACGAAGCAGCUAGGUCAUUUAAAAGGCGUAGUAGAAUCCAGUCAGGGCCCGUUCCCAGGCUCCAAGAUGACAAAAGAGGAGUUAGCUACAUCGUUGGGAGAGAUACUAAAAUACAUAGAAGCUAAUUUAUUAGAGACUAACGAUGUUCGUGAGCUGCUUUCAGGCUUGGAGGAGACACUUAAUGGAAUUGGUUCAUCGUCAGACAAAGCCCUAUUGAAAACCAAGCUGAGCCUAGGUCUUUCUGAUUGCUACCUUAUAAUGGAGGGACUUCUUGCAGCGAAAGACAUAGGGCAAUACAUCCUAUUAAAUACUGACAAAGAAACUAAGCAAGACACGCCUUCAGAAUUAGAUACCGAUAAGCAAGAUGAUGAGCUUUCCAUUCACGUUGAUAUAUUAUCAGAGAGCCUCGCCGAUGAAGCGUCCUUAUUGACAGUGGGAGAAAAGCUACCUGACCUUGAACGACGAGUCAAAUUCGAUCACGAUAACGGGUCCUCUCUCAGUAGCCUUCCUGAAUCAACUGUGCUGACUAGUUUGACUAGCGUCUGCCCUGCUGGAUCACCUAAUUCUGCGAAGAGUGCUUCAAAAACAUCUAUACAAGCAAAAUUAGAAGAGUUUCUAGCAAUUAGAGCUAGUGCAAAACAGAAGAAGCCCGAACUUGUCACCAAGCUUCCUCCAGCUGUGCCCCAACAACAUGGAAAGAACCCCCCGAUCUCAUCUCUCAACCUAAGCGUGACCAGUGUGGAUUCCAAUGCAAAUGAUAGCCUGAUAACAGAGCCAGCUCCCUUGGCCGUUAGUGCCAGUGUGCUAGACCCCACGGAGCCACAGAAUGGCCGCCAAAACAUCGCACCAAUACAAUCUCUCAAAACCCUGGAAUCUGUCUCAGAACUAGAACAGCGAAACCUGGAGAAGAAACAUAACCCUAUGACUAACCCACAGCAAGCAUUGAUAAAGUCUAAUCGAAGUAAUAAAAGUUGCACUGGGACUAGUACACGCUCUGGAAGUACUAACAGGACCCCCUUAAGAGCCAUAAAUACACCUCACCAGAGCAGCCAACCAGCCCAGACUGCAGUAAGACCUAGCUCUGUUAAGAAGUCUAGACCUAUAGUGUUAUUGGACAAUGUUUCUUUGAGCAUGGCGACUUCACCGCAACAGGUUCAAGCCACGGAGCUUACAGGCCAUCCUGUGAAGAAUUAUUCGGGUAAAAUAUCCAAGCGGACUCCGUGCUCGAUGCCUGCCACGCCGACAAAGUUUAUAUCUCCUAAGCAGCCUCAAGCGAAGUCAUACUAUAGUACCCCUACCUCCACAACACCAACCUCAGUACAGGUGGGGCGUUUACCCUCGCCACCCAAGCUAUCAUCUCGUUCUCCAUCCUCUGGUUCCCCAGCAACGGCCUCUUCGCAGGCUCGGCUAGUUAUUAAAAACAUGGAGGAGCAGGCUUUGAAACAGGACGCUAUAAUAAAGGGUUUGGCUACAGAGCUACAAUCUAUGAAACGGAAGGUCGAGGACAUGCAGACUGAUUAUAGGCAGCAGGAAGAGGAAGUUAAGCAAUUACUCUUAGAGUCUUCCAAGGUCCAGAAUGAGUACGAAGAAAAAAUCCGUAAACUCAAAGAUGAGCUCGCUGAGCAAAGAGAUCUAGCAAUUUAUUGGAGAGAAAAGGCACAGCAAUGGGAGGAGAUGAAUCAGGCUUUAAGCCACCAGAUUGCAAUGUUUAAAUACAACAAAGAUGAUUCCAUUAUACCCGUUUCACAUGGGGACACCGAUGGUGAGAAUUCAGAAGGUGCCAGCUCAAUUGCAGGUACAUAUGCACACAAAAGCAGAGAGCCUACACACUCUACGUCCAUAAUUCAGCAACCCAGCAAAAUACAGAGUAAGCCAGACUACACUACCUUAUCUGAUGAGAAGUACAACAGGCUAGAAACAGACUAUCUUAAUGGACGCCUAGGAAACUAUUACAGCCUCAAUAGAGAAAGAUUUUCACAGAAGACCUUAUCUGUGAUAGAUCUAUACAAGAUUCUUGGUAACUAUGAUCGUCAAAUUGCAGAGCUGAUGCAUUCAAACAAAGAUUUAGAGGAAAAGUUGGAUGUAUAUCAGGGUCUGUUUAGGGCUAUUUCAGGGGCCGAUUGA
Messenger RNA from Giardia duodenalis, 2217 nucleotides. Its product is annotated as Transcriptional regulator. The transcript has a single exon. Lineage: Eukaryota; Fornicata; Diplomonadida; Hexamitidae. The record is from RefSeq and is a predicted model, not a curated record. Bases 1 to 2217 code for a protein of 738 amino acids.